This is a messenger RNA of Homo sapiens (human), 6762 nucleotides long. RefSeq names its product CRACD like (gene CRACDL). NCBI's taxonomy places the organism in Eukaryota, Metazoa, Chordata, Mammalia, Primates, Hominidae. The record is from RefSeq and is a predicted model, not a curated record. The transcript is spliced from 6 exons. Bases 3902 to 6076 code for a protein of 724 amino acids.
CCACACCUGCCCUGGAGGGUGCUGGAGCUCUGAGAUCCCCUGUGUGUGCCCCUAAGAUCUCCAGGCUGUGCAUGGUGUGGCCAACUGGGUCACUGGAGCCUACAAUCAGCCCUUGAGCUGUGUUUAUUUUCAUUCUUUGAGUAGAAAUUCAGGUCUGGUUAGGAGACGUGGUUUUGGUGACUUUUUUUAAUGAGGGUGAUAGGUUGAUAGAAUCAACCCAGAAUCAACCCUGUCCCUUGACUUUCCUGUCUGAGCAGAUGACCAGACCCAGAACCCCAUUAGAAGUAGGGAAACACGUUGUAUCUGUUUUCCGUUGCCAUGACAUUUGGCCGGUGGGAGGGGGAAGUAGUGAGCAUGUGAUAGUUGAGGCUCUGAUGGUCUCCGGUGCCUGAGUUUGUGACCUUGAGGUGGUGUUGGCCUAGGGGUAGUAAUGUGCUGUAUUGCUGGCAAACAGGGCAGCAGGGAAAGGUUGACAAGCAAGAGAGGAACUGAUGACCUCAGCAGGGUGGAGGAACCAGUCCCAAACACCACCUUCUCCAUUAGAAUCCAAGAGGGGGGCCCCGAGGAACUCGGAAAAGAGCACGAGCUCUUUCUCGUGCAUAAACAACAUAGCUCGCGAUGCUGCCACAUUUUAAAUUCUUUAUGUUAUUGUGGUAAGAACACUUAAUGCCCAUACACUGUACUUGCACAUAAAUGUUAAAAAUAGGUGGUCAUCCUUCCCAUGUAGACAAGCCUGACUGUGGAGGAUGGAUAGAGUUGGAGUUAUCUGUUAUGCUGACAUUUGAAAAACAAAUAAAGGCCAGAGUUUAUUUUUUAUAGCCACACACCUUCCCCUGUCACCUCUGGCCUGCUCGAGGGGCCAUUCACAGUGAAGGGGGAGCUUCGUUGCGACUCACUGCCUUGCAGAUUCUGUGCUUCUCUGAAUUGUGUUCAGAAGCCACUUCAGUGUGGACACCUAUACACCCUGCCACACCAAAUUUUUGUGUGUAGUUGUGAGUUCCCCGAACGUCACUGAUGAAAAAGGCAAAAGGACUGUGGUGUGGCUGAGUGUGUGGGGUGGGGACUGACAUGAAGCCGGCUAGAGAAUUAUUCUCUCCAGAAUUCUGCUCUGGGGCGAAGCUGUCCCUGCUCAUUCCAGGAGCAGGGUCUGAGGACAGUGGGCUACCCAGGCCUGCUCUCCAGCCUCGAGCAGAAGGGAGAAAGGAUGAGGAGGAUGGGGUGGCCUAUUUCAUAGACUUCACCGAGCCAACCCUGUACCCCUUUUAACACCUCCAAAUACUCCUGUGUGCAGUUUCAGCGUCCCCCUCUCAGGAGCAGAUGUGACUUAGUGUAUUUCUGAGCUAUGCAGUAGGAAGAGGUCUGUCAUGAGCUGCCUCUUUCCUCAUCAUAGAUGGACUCCCCCUCCUCCCAUCCCACAGGUCUCUGACUCUCACAGCAUCCCAGUUCUCUGCCUUUAGCCAGGACGGGCAGUAAGAGGAGAGGUAGUUUCUAACCCAUCCAUUGAAGAGCAAGCCUAUCUCCAAACCCAUGUGACACUAUGAGGCACAAAUUCCACAGCUGGCUCGGCUGGGCCAGCCUGACUUUAUCUCUCACAGCACAACCACCUCCUGUGGUUGGUCCUUUAUUUAAAAAAAAAAAGUUCUGAGAUUUUAUCAAUUAUUGGGUAAUAUGGACAAUCUACCAGCUUCAUAGGAAACCAAAAUUUGGGCUUUUAAGACUUAAAAACAGAAAGGUAAUCUUUAGUGUCUUCAUCGUUUUGAAGACACAAUGAUUGCAUUUUGAGGCCUGAAAGUUUUUAUGCAUAAUUGGUUGAUUAAGAGGGAAAAACAACACACCCUUUAAAAUGGGCUUGUAGAAUAUGUGGUAUUUGAUGUAAUAGUGCCUUAAGCCCCAAAAGUAUGGGCUGCAGACUGUUUAUACCUUACACUGACCCACAGGCUUACACACAGGCCCACAUAGACAGAAAACUUUAAGAUUAUUGUGGAAAAAAGAGUCUUUAGUACCAAGUAUUUGAUGUUAUAACCAAGGUGACAUUUCCUGAUAGAAUAAGUUUUUCAGGAAAUAUAUGGAAUAAUUUUUCAAAUUUUAUCACCAAGUGUGAUAACAACUGAUGAAAGUUUACCUGGUGGUUUUUAAGAUAAAAUGAUGUCUAACUGGUCAUAUUCUAGUUGUCCUGCUAUGAAGCAGGACAUGCCAGGUAGAGUGUGAUAAACUGGCAAGGCCAAUGAGUCAUUUUGCUCCUUGGUGAUGCGGGAAGGGAAGAUGGGGAGGGAACACAGAUCUGGUGGCAAAUGAACAAAUACAUGCCCCACAGCUCCGGAGGGAGGCCUCAGGCAGGCUUAUCACCUCUUAGAAUCUGUGUCCUGAGAGGGUUUUGGCUCAGAGGGUUUUGGGGGGAUGAGAUGAGAUUGGGUAGAUCAGCACCUCUCCUUCCCAGCAGGACCAGCGGCUUCUUUUCACCCCUCGAACAGCCAGGCCCCCCUGCUUCCUGUCCAGUGGUCCUUCCUGCAUGCACUGCCCCCAGCCCACUCCUCAGCGGCUGAGCCCCUCUUUUUGAGGACACACAUCCUAAAGCACCUGUCACUCAGGGCCGCCCAUGAAAAGCUUCUGACCCCAGCUGUUUCCUUUGGGUCCUUUGAGCUGCCUUCCCUGCAACAGAGAGACACAUGCUAGACUUUUAAAUCCUCUGCUUUCAGAAUCAUCCAGAAUCACAGAUUUUAGGAAAAAUUGGGUGACUGGAAGCAAGCCAUGCAGAGCUGAAUGUUCUGGAUGCUGCCAGCCCUCCCAUGAAGCCAGCUUCCCAGCCCUCACCUCCUCCCCAUGGGCCCCAAACCACCUCACGUAGUUACAUCACUGAUCAACAACAGACACAAUUCUCCUUGGUCAUGAAGAUGAGGGUCUUUCUGGACCCCAAGAUCUCUCAGAGCAACAGUGGAAACAGAAGUGAGAGUUCUGAGGCCAGAGGAGUUGAGUUCCCUAGUUAGGGAGAGCUUGUACCUGGGGCACAGGUCAGGGAAGUUAAGCUCCAUGCCAAGGUCCCCUAACCAGGGGCCACAGUGGGCCUGAGCCCAAGACAUCUGCCCAAGCAGGACAGACGCAGGGCGGCCCACAGGGAGGAGGUCCUGCUGUGCAUCCUUCAGAGCCUUCAGGGUAUUGGGCUUUAUUCUAUAAAGAGGAGUGGUCAGGGGUAUUAUUGUCACAGGCACCGUGAUCAUUCUUACUGCACUUGCAAAGCAGCUGAUCUUGUCUAUUCUCAUGAGUCCUAGGCAGUGAGAUUUUCUUUUUAACCAAAUGUUUAUACAUUGUUCCUCUAGACAAGGGUAAAUAUUACAGAUUCUGUAUGCUUAUUUUUAAAUGUACACAUCCUGUUUGUGACCUUUAAGGAAGACUCUCUGGGAAAGGUAUCGAUUUCCCAAUCUAAGGUGACUUCCUGAGUUGUCAGUGACCACAGUGAGAGCCAAAGCCACAGGCACAGAUGUACUUGUUGCCAGGAGACUUGCGGCUUAUUUUUAACAUAAUUUUUAUUGCUUUAUUCCCGUAAGUACCUGAGUAGCUAAAAGAGAAUUCAAAUAGAUUAUGUCCACUUUUAGCCCCCUUUCCCCCAUUUUAGUAAUUAUCUCCUCCUUGUUUACACAGAUAAACUUACACUUUUAUUGGAAAAUAGGAGAGACCUUCACAUGAACAAGAAGAGGUUGUUCCUCCCGUAUCGAAGCCCAUCUCACCAGUCUCUGUCGUGUCUCCAGACCACGUGAGCGACAGCACCGUCUCUGCCCGGAUCUCAGACAACAGCCUGGCACCAGUGGCUGACUUCAGUUAUCCUGCAGAAUCCUCCUCCUGCCUGGACAACUCUGCAGCUAAGCACAAGCUCCAGGUCAAGCCCCGCAACCAGCGGUCGAGUAAGAUGAGGCGGCUCUCAUCGCGCGCUCAGUCUGAAUCCCUGAGCGACCUGACGUGCACCCCAGAGGAGGAGGAAAACGAGGAGAAGCCACUUUUGGAAGUCAGCCCAGAAGAGCGCCCCAGCUCUGGGCAGCAGGACGUGGCGCCAGACAGAGGCCCUGAGCCUGGGCCACCGGCGCCCUUGCCGCCACCCGGAGGGGCCCGUGCCAGACGCGCCCGCCUGCAGCACUCCUCCGCGCUCACGGCCAGCGUGGAGGAGGGGGGCGUCCCCGGGGAGGACCCCUCAAGCCGCCCGGCCACCCCGGAGCUCGCCGAGCCCGAGUCGGCCCCCACUCUCCGCGUGGAGCCCCCGUCCCCGCCGGAGGGCCCCCCGAAUCCCGGUCCCGACGGCGGAAAGCAGGAUGGGGAGGCGCCCCCCGCAGGCCCGUGUGCCCCGGCCACGGACAAGGCGGAGGAGGUGGUCUGUGCUCCCGAAGACGUCGCGAGCCCGUUUCCCACCGCCAUCCCUGAGGGGGACACGACUCCCCCCGAGACUGACCCCGCCGCCACCUCAGAGGCGCCCUCUGCUCGCGACGGGCCAGAACGCAGUGUCCCGAAGGAAGCGGAGCCGACGCCGCCCGUGCUCCCGGAUGAGGAGAAGGGGCCCCCAGGGCCGGCGCCUGAGCCCGAGAGAGAAGCGGAGACGGAGCCCGAGAGAGGAGCGGGGACCGAGCCCGAGAGAAUUGGGACCGAGCCCUCCACGGCGCCCGCCCCGAGCCCGCCGGCGCCCAAGAGCUGCCUGAAACACCGGCCCGCGGCCGCCAGCGAGGGCCCCGCCGCGUCCCCGCCGCUUGCCGCUGCGGAGUCUCCCCCGGUGGAGCCCGGCCCCGGUUCCCUCGACGCAGAGGCCGCCGCCCCGGAGCGCCCCAAGGCCGAGCGAGCCGAGGCGCCACCGGCGGGCGCCGAGAGGGCGGCGCCAGAGCGGAAGGCGGAGAGGGGCGGUGCCGAGCUGCGAGGCGCGAAGAAGUUCUCGGUGUCCUCGUGCCGAGCGCGGCCUCGUCCGGGCGUCUCCCGCCCGCUGGAACGGGCCAGCGGCCGCCUGCCCCUCGCGAGGAGCGGCCCGGUCUGGAGGAGCGAGGCGGCUCUUGACGACCUCCAGGGUCUCCCCGAGCCCCAGCACGCGAAACCUGGCCCUCGGAAGCUGGCGGAGCGCGGCCCUCAGGACUCGGGGGACAGGGCGGCCAGCCCGGCCGGGCCGCGCAAGAGCCCUCAGGAGGCGGCCGCCGCGCCCGGCACGAGAGAGCCCUGCCCAGCCGCCCAGGAGCCGGCCCCGAGUGAGGACAGAAACCCCUUCCCCGUCAAGCUCCGGUCCACCUCCCUCUCGCUCAAAUACAGGGAUGGCGCCUCUCAGGAGGUGAAGGGUGUGAAGAGGUACAGUGCCGAGGUCCGGUUAGAAAGGUCGCUGACCGUGCUCCCGAAGGAGGAGAAGUGUCCCCUCGGGACGGCCCCCGCCCUUCGAGGCACCAGGGCCCCCAGCGACCAAGGAAAGGGGAAGGCCCGGCCCCCCGAGCCGCUCAGCUCCAAGCCGCCCCUGCCCCGGAAGCCGCUUCUGCAGAGCUUCACGCUCCCGCACCAGCCCGCGCCCCCCGACGCCGGCCCGGGAGAGCGGGAACCCAGGAAGGAGCCCAGGACGGCGGAGAAAAGGCCGCUGCGCAGGGGAGCUGAAAAGAGUCUGCCGCCUGCAGCAACAGGGCCUGGAGCUGAUGGGCAGCCUGCGCCACCCUGGAUCACCGUCACUCGGCAGAAGCGGAGGGGGACCUUGGACCAGCCACCCAACCAGGAAGACAAGCCUGGGGCACGGACCCUGAAGUCUGAACCAGGAAAGCAAGCCAAGGUGCCCGAGAGAGGCCAGGAGCCUGUGAAGCAAGCUGACUUUGUUCGCAGCAAGUCUUUCCUGAUAACCCCUGUGAAGCCCGCUGUGGACCGGAAGCAGGGGGCAAAGCUCAACUUCAAGGAGGGGCUGCAAAGAGGAAUCUCAUUGUCCCAUCAGAACUUGGCAGCUCAGUCUGCAGUGAUGAUGGAGAAGGAACUGCAUCAGCUGAAGAGAGCCAGUUAUGCCAGUACAGAUCAGCCAUCCUGGAUGGAACUUGCCAGAAAGAAAUCUCAAGCUUGGAGUGACAUGCCCCAGAUUAUAAAAUAGGUGGGCAGUGUGCUGAUAAAGCAUGUCCACUACCCUGACAAGCCACUUAGUUAAAAACUGCCAGUGUAUUGUGGCAAACAAACUGUGAAACUUAAAGAUUGAUUUUAUCAUCAAGUUAUGACGAACUUGGGGAAGAGGAAGGAACCAGGCAAAACAAAGAGGAUAAACACACAGCCAUACUCCUGGGCCAGAGGGCCCAGAAACAAGAACAACAUUGAAAAAGUCCAGGAACCAGUUCCUGUGCCCAAAGGUACGAAUGUGUCUUUUCGAAUUCCCUUGAUAAAGAAGCCUCAGACAAGGAAGAAAAUAGAAAUGAAAUUGGACACAUAAAUAGGACACCCAGCAAAGGCCAGAAGAGAAGCCCUUCUAGGAGAAGGGACAUCUGUGCUUCCAGCUGAGAUCAGCCCAUGUCUCUGGUCGCUCUCUUGCCUGUGGAUCCUGUCUUCUUUCAUGUUUACUACGAGGCAUGACAUUCAUGGCAAAACAGGGAUGCCGUUUCCAAGAGCAGCUAUAAAACAAUCUGUUUUCCUAAAGACAGCCACUCUGAGAAGGAGAUGAAGGAACACGGCAGGGUUCAUCAAUUCAUAGACUGUUUCCAAAAAUAAUUUUUAAACUUUUCCACUAGGCAUCUGUGUCUUUAACCACUGCACAAUGCAUUGCCUGUUUAAUAAAAGGUUUCAAACAUG